AUGGCCCCAAAUGAAAAUAGAACUGUUUGGAGGAGCACAGUAAUUCUAAGUAUGGCCAUGAUGUUUUUAAUGUGGGCUAUCACAUAUUUAGCCCAACUACAUCCGUUGGUUGUACCACGGAGAUCUGAUUUAAGACCAGAAUUUGCUGGCGAGUAA
Arxiozyma heterogenica is the source of this 156-nucleotide messenger RNA. RefSeq names its product H(+)-transporting V0 sector ATPase subunit e (gene VMA9). Gene Ontology annotation, molecular function: proton-transporting ATPase activity, rotational mechanism. Gene Ontology annotation, cellular component: proton-transporting V-type ATPase, V0 domain. Lineage: Eukaryota; Fungi; Ascomycota; Saccharomycetes; Saccharomycetales; Saccharomycetaceae. Gene Ontology annotation, biological process: proton transmembrane transport. The coding region runs from base 1 to 156 and encodes 51 amino acids. The transcript is spliced from 2 exons. The record is from RefSeq and is a predicted model, not a curated record.